AUGGAUAUUUCUCAACAUCCGGACAUCACCAGCUUGCUUCUCAAGCCAGAUAACCUUCCAGGAGAGGAUGUCGAAGGAAUGGAUUACUCACGAUGUGUGGCUCUACACAACUACCUGAUCCAAUAUGCUUGGCUCGCUGAAGGCCGUCCACUGUCAACUCUGAAUGUCAACAGCACCAACUUUUUCACGGUCCACGGUGCUGAAGCUGAGGCUCUUCGUCCAAGACUUGAUCCGUCGAUGGUGGCUUUCCUUGACAACGCUAUAAUACCUCUUUGGGAAGGAUUUAGCGAAACGCCACUCUCUAUUUUCGCAUAG
Penicillium canescens is the source of this 315-nucleotide messenger RNA. RefSeq lists its product as uncharacterized. The transcript has a single exon. Bases 1 to 315 code for a protein of 104 amino acids. NCBI's taxonomy places the organism in Eukaryota, Fungi, Ascomycota, Eurotiomycetes, Eurotiales, Aspergillaceae. The record is from RefSeq and is a predicted model, not a curated record.